AAUCUCACCAGCGCCCGCGCGCGCGCGCGAGUACGUGUUGUCGAGACGAGACGAGAGAACCAUGCUACUAAACCCCCUCCAUUAAUUCCACCGUGAUUCCAUCUCCUUUGUCCUCCUCCUCCUCCACCGCUUCGUCUCUCUCUCUCUCUCGCUUUCCUCUCUUAUAUAUCGCCUCCUCUCCUCCUCCUCCUCUGCAUCGCCAUUGCUGCCUAGCUAUUCUACUAGCUUUGUUUCUCUCUUGGCGACGAGGCUGUGGAGAAGGGGUAGAAGCAGUACGUCUUGGUGGUGGCAGCGUUUUGGGGGAUGAGGGCGGGCGGGAUGCUGUGCCGGUCGCAGGCGGCGACGGCGGUGUGCGUGCCGGGGGACGCGCGCUCCAUGAUCGUGUCGCGCCGCGCCGACCGCACCAUCGCCGAGGACGCGCGCCUCGCGCACGACGUCAGGUACGCGCGCCUCGGCGCUGCUGCAUCCGCCGGCGGCGCGCGGGUCCCGUCGCGGCGGUUCGCGGCGCCGAGGCAGGCGCUUACUCCUCCUCCUCCUCCGCCGCCGCCGCCGCAGCCGCCGAAGCAGCACCGGCGCCCUCGCCGCGGGGCCGGCGUCGCGGUGACGUUCCCCAUGGUGACCAAGAGCCCCAAGGAGACCCCGGCGAGGGAGAUGGCCGCAGCCGCCGCCGCCGCCAAGCGCGCGCCCCUCGCCGCCGCGUCGCCCGGCGACCAAGUCCUCCAGGUGGUGGUCAUGAAGGUGGCUAUUCACUGCCAGGGGUGUGCAGGGAAAGUGAGGAAGCAUAUCUCCAAGAUGGAAGGUGUGACGUCGUUCAGCAUCGACCUGGAGAGCAAGAAGGUGACAGUGAUGGGUCACGUGUCGCCGGCGGGCGUCCUCGAGAGCAUCUCCAAGGUCAAGAAGGCCGAGCUCCUCUUCCUCUGAUCAUCAUCGUCCUCUCGCCGUCGCCGUCGCCGGACGCCGCCGGCGCGUCGCCAUGGAUGCUAGCUUCGCUGAGAAAGAAGUAUAUGCUUUCUGCAUGCGAAAUUCUUCUAGCUAGCUAGUAGCUACUGGGCACAGCAAGAAGAGAGAGGUUAAUUAGAGGAGAGAUAGAGGGAGAGAGAGAGAGAGACAGAGGCAGGGGUACAUGCUGUGAUAGAUCGAUGGGUGAAAGCUUAGAGAGAGGCAGGGGCAGAGGCAGGCAUGCGUGGUGAACUGUGCGUUGCUGGUGUCUUGUGCUGUGUCGUGUACUCGUGUGUGUGUGUCCAUGCAUAUGCUUUGCUUUACUCAAUCCUUUUCUCUUUUCUUUUAUUUUCUUUUACCUUACAUGCA
Messenger RNA from Oryza sativa Japonica Group (Japanese rice), 1308 nucleotides. RefSeq names its product heavy metal-associated isoprenylated plant protein 5. Gene Ontology annotation, molecular function: metal ion binding. The record is from RefSeq and is a predicted model, not a curated record. Lineage: Eukaryota; Viridiplantae; Streptophyta; Magnoliopsida; Poales; Poaceae.